AUGGCCGCAGCCACACCCCACUCGCCGCCGCCGCAGCUUUCAUCGCCCUUCCUGGAGUAUAUUACGGCCCCCGGCGGCCUCGACAAGGUCGUGCUCCGUGGCAGGCGCAGCUGCUCCGUGGAGAUCCGUCUUUUUGGAGGUCAAGUAACUUCAUGGAAGAAUGACCAUGGCGAGGAGUUGCUUUUUGUCAGCAGCAAGGCCAUCAAGCCUCCAAAACCGUUUCGUGGCGGGAUACCUAUUUGCUUUCCCCAGUUUGGAACUCAGGGAAAUCUUGAGCAACAUGGAUUUGCAAGAAAUCGGCUUUGGGCUAUUGAUGAUAAUCCACCCCCUUUACCAGUAAAUCCUGCAAUUAAAGCUUUUGUUGAUCUUAUUCUGAAGCCUAGUGAAGAUGAUUUAAAGAUGUGGCCACACAGUUUCGAGUUUCGCUUGAGAAUUGCUCUUGGUGCUGGUGGAGAUUUGAGUCUCACGUCUCGAAUCAGGAAUACCAACACUGAUGGAAGACCUUUUUCUUAUACAUUUGCAUAUCACACAUACUUCUCUGUUUCUGACAUAAGGAAUACCAACACUGAUGGAAGACCUUUUUCUUAUACAUUUGCAUAUCACACAUACUUCUCUGUUUCUGACAUAAGUGAAGUACGUGUCGAAGGGCUGGAAACAAUGGACUACCUUGACAACAUGAAGGGAAAGGAGCGUUUCACAGAGCAAGGAGAUGCUAUUGUAUUCGAAUCAGAAGUUGAUAAGGUAUAUCUUGCUGCACCCUCGAAAGUUGCAAUUAUUGAUCAUGACAUGAGAAGAACAUUCGUCGUGACAAAAGAAGGACUUCCAGAUGCUGUUGUUUGGAACCCUUGGGAUAAGAAGGCAAAAGCUAUGCAAGAUUUUGGGGAUUUAGAAUACAAGCACAUGCUUUGUGUGGAGCCUGCAGCCGUUGAGAAGCCAAUUACCCUCAAGCCUGGUGAAGAGUGGAAAGGAAGGCUUGGGCUCUCCGCUGUUCCUUCCAGCUACUGUAGUGGGCAGUUAGAUCCAUUAAAGGUCCUUCAUGGUUGA
Triticum turgidum subsp. durum (durum wheat) is the source of this 1044-nucleotide messenger RNA. The record is from the annotation of a GenBank genome assembly. Lineage: Eukaryota; Viridiplantae; Streptophyta; Magnoliopsida; Poales; Poaceae.